AUGGCUCGACCCUCCGUCAGCUUGUCUCCCCUCUCGCCCCCGCCGCUCGCCCAGGGUCACUCCAGCCGAGCGGGUUUCCGGUCCCGCCACGACCCGGCGAAAUACGACCAGCACCCGACUCCCCACCCCGGGACCCACAGCGACACAAAUGGCUAUUUUGAGGGCUACCAGUUCGGGGUGCCGUCAAAGGGCCAUCCCGCUGGCCCUGCGCAUCCCGCACUUGGUGACGAUGCGCAACGCGACAGGCCGCUCUCCCCGUGGUCGUCUCCCAUCACCCUCAGCCCGCCCCCUGUGCGCGCCCCCGAUCAGGCGGAACACCAGACGCACCCCCCCGAGGACGCGCAGAAUACAGGCGACGGUUACCUCGCCUCCAUCCUCGGCUUUGGCUUUCCGCGGGCUUCCCUCCGCGGCUCCUUCUCCAGCCGCCGCGAUUCCGUGUACGGCGACCAGGCCUCUGUCCAGCACAAGGCCAGGCCGAGGCGAAGGUCCUCCUUCGCAUUGCAUUAUGAUUCGCAAGACAACGAGGACGACGUGGAGAAGGGGCGUCCGUCCAAGCACCGAUACCGCGACAAGGUACUACUCAAACGCGGCCGCAAGAAGCGCGAAAUCGUGCGCCACGCCGAAAGUAGGUCUAUCAUCGUCCAGACGGAGAAGCUCAUUCUCAUGUGCCGUCCAGCGUAUAUCCGCAGACAGAAAUUCGUGCUCAAGCUCGCAAAGGCCCUCCUGACCUUCGGCGCCCCGUCGCACCGCAUCGAGUCCCAGCUCGAGGCCGCCUCCGUCAUACUCAAGCUCGACACCCGCUUCGUCCACUUCCCAAACAUCAUCCUCGUCACCUUUCUCGACUCCGACACCCGCACGUCCGAGGUGCACUUUGUCCGCGCAGGCGGCCGCGUCGCCCUCACCGCCCUCUACAACAUCCACAACGUGUACCGCCUCGUCCUCCGCGACAAGCUCAGUGCCACCCAGGGCACGGAGGAGCUCGACAAGAUCAUCAAGGCCGGCCCGCUCUACGGUAUCUACAUCCGCUGUCUCUUUGCCUUCAUCUGUGCAUCAAUCAUCUGCGUGCUGGCGUUCGGCGGGUCCUUGCUGGACAUGUUCAUCAGCGGCGCAAGCGCGUCCAUCUUGCAGUAUCUCGGCCUGAGGGCUGCGGCAAAGAGCUCCAUCUACGCUAACGUCUACGAGAUCUCGGUCUCCAUCAUCGUGUCGUUCCUCGCGCGGGUCUUGGGAUCCGUCCCCGGACAGCUUUUCUGCUAUACUUCCAUAUCCUCGGCGGGAGUAGUGCUGAUAUUGCCCGGGUUCACCGUUUUGAUCAGCGCCCUCGAGCUCGCGGCCAGAAACACCAUGUGCGGCUCCGUGCGCAUGGUCUAUGCCAUAAUCUACACGUUGUUCUUGGGAUUCGGGCUGACCAUCGGCUCCGACUUUUACCUCGUCAUCAACCCCGAGGCGAGACACGUCCUCGCCGCCACGGACAGGCUGGAAGCCCACACCUACCACGGGCACAUCAUUGCGAACAACGCGUCGCUGCCGCUGGCCGACCUGGGCGGCACGUACUCGUUCACGGACAUCAGCGAAGCUGCCAGCCAUGUCAUCAAAGGCUGCUACCGCGGGCCCCACUGGCCCUGGUGGAGGCAGCCGUUCCCCUGGUGGGCGGCGCUGUUCCUGGUGCCCCUCUACUCCGUCUGCUCGUCCCUCGCGAACCUGCAGUCCCUCCGGAGCGCGCAGCUCCCCAUCAUGGUCGCCUUCUCCUGCGCGGCGUACGCGGCGAACAAGGGCGCGAGCGUGCUCGUCAGCGACCGCUCGGACAUCGUGUCCGCGUUCGGCGCGACCGUUAUCGGCCUCUGCGGCAACGUCUACUCCCGGAUCAUCGGCGGCACCGCCUUCACGUCCAUGGUCACCGGCGUGCUGUUCCUGGUCCCGUCGGCCAUAGGCAACGGAGGCGGUCUUAUCCAAACCUACAACACAUCUUCUGCGCAGUACUCCAACAGCUUUGAUCUCGGCAUCCGCAUGAUUGAGGUCGCGAUCGGCGUCACCAUCGGGCUCUUCGCCGCCCAGAUGAUAGUGUACGCCCUGGGCCGCCGCAAAAGCGCCGGACACUUUGCGUUCUAG
Molecule: messenger RNA, 2106 nt
Organism: Fibroporia radiculosa
Lineage: Eukaryota; Fungi; Basidiomycota; Agaricomycetes; Polyporales; Fibroporiaceae
Exons: 6
Coding region: 1-2106 (701 amino acids)
Biological process (GO): transmembrane transport
Molecular function (GO): transmembrane transporter activity
Source: RefSeq, a predicted model, not a curated record